Messenger RNA from Anthostomella pinea, 1644 nucleotides. The record is from the annotation of a GenBank genome assembly. Lineage: Eukaryota; Fungi; Ascomycota; Sordariomycetes; Xylariales; Xylariaceae.
AUGCAUCAUCGCGCCCUCAACACGCGGCCGCGGAAUGCGCUCUCCAUACUAGAGCGCCUCUUGUAUCCCUGCACGCACAACACCCGACCCAUCAUCCCUGUCUCCGAGCAUUGCCACCGUACAUGGACGAGGAGGAGCUACGCCAGCGCCAGUGCCAGUGCCGCAUCGUAUGAAGCGACACACGCGAAGAAGACGUCAGGCCCGUUGCACAUCCUGUUCUGCGGCUCCGACGAGUUUAGCUGCGCUUCGCUGGCGGCGCUUCACGCGGAGCACGCGCGCAACCCGGACCUUAUCCGCUCCAUCGAAGUCGUGGUGCGUCCGGGCAAGCGGACGGGGCGGGGGUACAAGGUCGUUAAAGAUCCGCCUGUCAGGACUCUCGCCUUCGAGCUCGGUAUGCAGAUCCAUGUGAGAGAUACGUUUACGGGAUGGAACAUGCCCCCAAACAUCAACCUCAUAAUAGCUGUCUCCUUCGGCCUCUUCGUGCCCCCGCGCCUCCUCAAGGCCGCCAAGUACGGCGGCCUAAACCUGCACCCCUCGCUGCUCCCGGACCUGCGGGGGCCCGCGCCCCUGCAGCACACCCUCCUCGCCGCGCGCACCCUCACGGGCGUGACCCUGCAGACCCUCGACCACGCAACCUUUGACCACGGACUCGUCCUCGCGCAGACGCCCGCCGACCCCGCCGACCCGGCCGCCCUCCGCAUCCCGCCGCACUGCCGCACCGUGGAGGCGCUGCAGGCGCUCGUCACGCCCGCCGCGACGAAACUCCUGGUCUCCGGCCUGCGUGACGCGUUGCACGUCCCGCCCCUCGUCGACCGCGGCUGGAAGCCUCCUAGCAGCACCAGUGUCGCCGCCGAAGACCCUACAAAUUUCCUGAUUCACGCGCCCAAGAUCGGGAAGCGCGACGCCCAGAUCACGCGCACCGUGCUGCGCGCCGAGGACGCGUCCAUGCGCCCCGAAAACGGAAACGGAAGCGGCAACAGGUGCGGAUCGAGCAGCCUGGCGCGGCGACAGGUGGCGAUCGGACCGCUGUGGUUCUGGGCGCGCGACACGCGCGGUCAGCGGCGGCGCAUCAUCGUGCAGGACGCGGACGCGGAGUUUGACGGGGCGGAGUUGCGGGCGGAGAGGGGGCCCCUGGCGGAGCUGUCUGAGAUCCCGGCGGCACUGUACGAACCCGGAGACGAUGGUGGUGGGGGGGGUGAUGGUGAUGGUGCGGCGGCGGAUAGGGCUUGGUCCGUGCCGGGGCGGGAUCCCGAGACUGGGAAGCUGAUGUGGCGGCGCUCCAUCGUGCUUCUGGACGAUGAGGAGGAGGGCCGUGUUGGGGUAGGCGGUGCUGGUGGUGGUCUUAGAGGUGAUGAAGCAGAACAAGGAAAAGGGGGAGUGGGUAAUGGAGGAGAAGAAGAGGGUGCGGGAGGAACAGGCAGUACACAGAAGCCGGUAGCACACCUCGUACUCUGGUCCCCGUGGCACAACCUCGAUUCGUACUACAUCGGCGGCUGUCGUCUUCUCAGGCUCAAGGUCGAGGGCGACAAGGGGAAGCCCCCGGCGCUGGCUCUGGCAAAAUUUCUCGUUCCUCCGGAAGGCGAAGUGAAGAGCGGAGAGAAACUGCGUUCUGUGCGCGGCAGGAGUUGGGGUCUUCGCGCCUGA